Amoebophrya sp. A25 is the source of this 397-nucleotide messenger RNA. The record is from the annotation of a GenBank genome assembly. Lineage: Eukaryota; Dinophyceae; Syndiniales; Amoebophryaceae.
CGCGUGGGCACACUGGGAACUCACAACUGGGCGACAUGUGCACAAAACAAAUUACACGAUCCGGCACUGCGUAUGGCGAGGAGAGGUGGAAGAGAACGCGCCGGAGCUUCGCUUGUUAUGGAAAGGGUUAGCUCCGAACUCCACCACUUUAUCCUUACUAUAACGUACGACGCUGUCACAUUCUGUAGUCGCCUCUAAUACUUGCUCCAGUUCAAUACGAUUACCGGUUUGGGCCGUCGUUCGCCGUGACACCAGCGCGGGACAUUCACGAAAACUUAAUGAAUCCAGAGGCGGUCGGAAUAGUACCGUUUUUAUUUUUUGUUUCGCUGUCCCAUCCUCCUCCUCUAAUUUUGUUGAGAUCUCGAACUUGAGCGCUGGGUAUAUCGGCACCAUGUAG